Molecule: messenger RNA, 6569 nt
Organism: Mesocricetus auratus (golden hamster)
Lineage: Eukaryota; Metazoa; Chordata; Mammalia; Rodentia; Cricetidae
Gene: Shroom3
Product: shroom family member 3
Exons: 11
Coding region: 82-6012 (1976 amino acids)
Biological process (GO): actin filament organization
Cellular component (GO): cortical actin cytoskeleton; apical plasma membrane; adherens junction
Molecular function (GO): actin filament binding
Source: RefSeq, a predicted model, not a curated record
UCUAACCCCAGCAGGGAAGCUCCGCUCGCCUCCAUCUAGGUCACCUUAAACAGAAGCCGACUUGACCAUGUGUCGGGCGUGAUGAGGACUCCUGGGAACUUGGAGGAGCCUCGCUCCACACCAAAGCCCCGCAGGACCCCCAAGGAGAGGUUCGUUUAUCUAGAAGCGCUUCUAGAGGGAGGGGCUCCCUGGGGCUUCACCCUGAAAGGUGGCCUGGAGCAUGGAGAACCGUUAAUCAUUUCCAAGAUCGAAGAAGGGGGAAAAGCUGACGUGGAGGGCUCCGGACUGCAAGCCGGGGACGAGGUCGUGCACAUCAAUGAAGUGGCCCUGAGCAGUUCCAGGAGGGAGGCUGUCUCCCUGGUGAAAGGGUCCUACAAGACCCUCCGGCUGGUGGUGCGCAGAGAUGUGGGUGCAGACCCGGGCCAUGUAGAUCCUGGUGCGUCUAACUCCCUCAGCUCAGAGCGGCUCACCUGCGGUCCCCAGCACCGGAAAGCAACAUGGUCAGGAGGGGUGAAACUUCGGCUAAAGCAGAGGUGCAGUGAACCUGCCGCUCGCCCCCACUCCUGGCAUACAACCAAAUGUGGAGAGAACCUGCCUGAUGCCAGCAUGAUGAAGAUAUCUCAGGGCACGAUGGGCCCUCCUUGGCACCAAAGCUACCAUUCCAGCUCUUCUACAAGUGACCUCUCCAACUAUGACCAUGCCUAUCUGAGGCGGAGCCCUGACCAGUGCAGCUCCCAGGGGAGCAUGGAAAGCCUGGAGCCUAGCGGCGGAUACCCAUCCUGUCAUCUCCUUUCUCCAGCCAAGUCCAUGAGCAGCAUCGACCAGCUCGGCCACCUCCAUAAUAAAAGAGACUCGGCGUAUAGCUCCUUCUCCACAAGCUCCAGCAUCCUAGAGUACCCACCCCCUGGUGGCUCUGGUCAAGAACGCUCGGGUUCCACGGACAUGAUUUCUGCUCGAGGCGGCCUCCUAGAAGGGAUGAGGCAAGCAGACAUUCGCUAUGUCAAGACAGUCUACGAUACCCGGAGGGGAGUAUCGUCAGAGUAUGAAGUGAACCCUACAGCCUUGCUUCUUCAAGGUAGGGAUGCCCACGCGUCAGCAGGUAUUCAUGGCUGCACCAAAUGGCACAGUGUUCCUCGGGGCAAGGUAGCACCAUCCCCACCUUGGAGCCGGCAGUGCCCCAGGUCCUCGGAUACUGCCACUGACAACCUGCCUCCUAAAGUGGGUGCGCCCACGCCCCCCACUCGGAGCGACAGCUAUGCAGCCUUCCGGCAUCGCGAGCGCCCCAGUUCCUGGUCCAGCCUUGACCAGAAGAGGUUCUGCCGACCUCCGACGGCUUCCUCAGGCUCCUUGAAGACCCCGCUCAUGGAGGAACAGCUGCAUACCGUCCCAGAGAGGAGUCCGGAGAACAGCCCCCCAGUGAAACCUAAGCAUAGUUUGACCCAGAAGAUGCAGCCCGGCCAACCCCUACUGCCCACUGGCAUCUAUCCGGUACCCUCUCCAGAGCCGCACUUUGCCCAGGUGCCUCAGCCUUCUGUGAGUAGUAACGGUACGGUCUACCCUGCGCUGGUCAGAGAGAGCGGGCACACAGCUGCUCAGGGAGCUCGCAACAAGAUGGCUACCUUCGAUGAGAAUGGGAACCAAAACGAAGCUAACAGGCCCGGGUUUGCCUUCUGUCAGCCCCAAGAGCACGCCUCGGUGACCCCAGGGGAGAGGAACCCAGAACCCACGGCCAAGUAUGUCCCCUACAAAGUCCACUUUUCUUCAGUGCCCGAAGAUGAAGAUCCCUCCCUGAAGAGACACAUCACACCCCUCCAAGGCAACAGCCCAUAUCCCAGCGAGAGAAAGAACACCCAUGGCAGCAGACCGUGCUCUAAUCACCACAGCCCCUCAUCUGGUCAGGAAGAUCACAACGCCAACCUCAGGCAGAAACUGGAGAGGGAAGGCCUAGGCCAGAGCCAGUCAGGCAACUUUGGCAGGACCAAGUCGGCCUUCUCAUCUCUCCAGAACAUUCCAGAGAGUCUAAGAAGGCAAAGCAGCAGCAUGGAGCUCGGAGGAGAGGCGUCCCAGGAGGGUUACCCAGGUGGCAGGCCCGCCUGUGCCCUCAACGCCAACGCGGAAGAGCCCGGCAGGAGAGCCGGGCCCGUGUCCCAUCCGAGGCCGGAGGGGAAAAUGAGCGCGGCCGCGGACUCUCUGCUCGGGGCCGACUCAAGGUCUGAAGAGCCCCCGGGCCCCCCACUCCAGCAGCCGUCGGGUGUGAGCCAGAGACGGCUGAGCUCCAGCAGCAGCACGGCUGCCCCGCAGUACCGGAAGCCCCACUGCUCGGUGCUGGAGAAGGUCUCCAAGAUCGAAGAGCGAGAGCAAGGGCGCCACAGGCUCCCGAGCGUGGGCAGCUCCGCCUACGGCCUCAACUACAGGCCCAACAGGACCGGCUCGACCUCGGGUCCCAACGGUGGCGGCGACUUCGAGGAUCCAAAGGCCGGCACCCAUGUCUCCGAGUCCACGGAGCAGCUGCGCCCCGGGGAGCCCAGCUUCAAAAACCGGGAGUCCGGGCCGGAAGAGCCUUGGUGCUGGCAGCCGUGCGGCCAGCCGCUGAGGAGGGCCGGGGACGGCCGGGCACCCCCGAGGCCCGAUGCCCGCCUGUUGCGCAGCCAGAGCACCUUCCAGCUCUUCAGCGAGGCGGAGAGAGAAGCGUCGUGGUCGUCGGAGGACAGGCCCAGCACCCCGGAGUCGCCCCUGCUGGACGCGCCCUUCAGCCGCGCCUACAGGAACAGCAUCAAGGACGCCCAGUCCCGCGUCCUGGGCGCCACCUCGUUUCGGCGCCGCGACCUGGAGCCGGGCACCCCGGCGACCUCGAGGCCCUGGCGCCCGCGACCGGCUUCCGCGCACGUGGGGAUGCGGAGCCCCGAGGCCGCGGCACCCUCACCCUCCUCCUCCUCCCCGCACACCCCACGCGAGCGGCACAGCGUGACCCCGGCCGACGUCGUGGCCGCCGCCGCGGGGACCCCGGCCGCCCCCCAGGCCGCCCCCCGCCGAGGUGCCCGCCGGCGCCUCACGGCCGAGCAGAAGAAGCGCUCCUACUCGGAGCCCGAGAAGAUGAACGAGGUGGGGGUCUCGGAGGAGGCCGAGCCCGCGGCCUGCGGCCCACCGAGGCCGGCCCCGCCGCGCUUCUCCGGGGAGAGCACCGUGGCCGACCGGCGCCGCCUCUUCGAGCGCGACGGCAAGGCCUGCUCCAGCCUCAGCCUGUCGGGGCCCGAGCUGAAGCAGUUCCAGCAGAGCGCCCUGGCCGACUAUAUCCAGCGCAAGACCGGCAAGCGGCCGGCCUCCGCCUCCGCCGCCCCCGCCUGCCCUCCGGAGCCCGGGCUGCGCGAGCGCGCCCAGAGCGUCUACCUCCAGGCCGGCCCCACUGCAGGCCCCGACGGCCCUGGCCUGGCCUCCGCCUGCAGCCUAAGCUCGCUGCAGGAGCCCGAUGCGCCCCGCAGGGAGCACCCCCACCCGUCUGCGGCAGCCUCGGAUGCCCCGCAGGCGCCCCGAGAUCGCAGCAGCUCCUUUGCCAGCGGGCGCCUCGUCGGGGAGCGACGACGCUGGGACCCUCAGCCCCCCAGGCAGCUGCCCAGCGGAGCCAGCUGCGGGCCCAGGGCCACCCAGAGACCGGACAGGACCCCUGGUGGCCGGCCGCCUUCCUGGAGCAUGGUGACCGCCAAGGCCGGGAAGUCCAAGUCAGCCGAGGACCUGCUGGAGCGCUCUGACACCCUGGCCGUCCCUGUGCAUGUGAGGUCCAGGUCGUCUCCCACCGCAGACAAGAAAGGCCAGGAUGUGCUCCUGAAGGAAGACAGUUGCUUUGCUUUUGUGAAGGACCCGUGUUGUUUGGCUGGCACCGGAUCUAGGUCUACCAGUUGCUCAGACAGAGGCCAGAAAGAGCCAGCAUCGCCCCUUCACCAUCCUAUCCCUUGCCGGAAUGGCUCAAGUUCUACUCUUGGUUCCUCAGCUCCUAUGGAAUGUUCUGGAGCCCCAGACCAUCUGAAGCAACUUAGAACACCUUGCCCUAGGCCACUUUCGUCAGAAAUGCAAGGCCACUUUCCAGAUGCCAAAGCUGCCUCCAUGGCCUCACUCAGCUCCCCUCUGCCCUCUCCAGUCCCCUCCAGUUACCGGUCACAGCUUACCAUGGAUCAUCAGACUGAACGGAGUGGGCAGACAGGGCUGCAGCCUCUUCCGGCUUCCACCCCUGCAGUGACCCAGCCUCCCAGCCCAGAACGCCAUGAAUUCAACAGCCCAGAGCAUGGGCUACAAGAGGGCAUGUGGAGGAGGGCAUCACUGCCGCAGAGACCCCCUCCGCCCUGGGUGAAGUGGGCCCAUGCAGUCAGAGAGGACAGCCUUUCAGAGGACACCUCAGCACCUGAGUCUGCAAACCUGAAGCACUAUAAAAACCAGAGUCUGCCAAGUUCAUGCAGCACUUCAGACCCAGACACUCCAGGAAGGAUCUCUCUCCGAAUAUCCGAGUCAGCCCUGCAGGCUUCCCCGCUACCACGGGGGGAUUAUGACGAUGAAGUGUUUGUGAAGGACUUGCACCCCAAGGUUACUUCAAGCCCCACAUUCGAGGCUCUUCCCCCACCUCCGUAUCCUCCGCCGAGCCAGGAAACCCUAGUGAAUAGCCCCGAUGACUUCCCACCACCUCCUCCCCAAGCCACGCACGAGGCACCGCUAGAUAGUGAGGCAUACAAGGAACCCGGCAGCAGUUCCUGCCAAUUUCCCAAGGUGACAGUCACAAGGGACGGGCAUGUGCCUGGUGCAGUCCAUUCCGAAAGUAGUCACAUAUUGACUCCCGAAGCACCCCAGACUUCAGCCCCAGACUCAGAAGCUGAGUGCAGCACACCUUCUGAUGGGAAUGCUCAGCCGCAGCUCGCCAGUUCUCUUGGCAAGCAGGCCUCUCCCAGCCAGACCCAAAGCCUCACCCAUGAGCCUGCUGGUAGAACUCAGGAUCUAGGAAAGAAAAUCCAUGACGAGCCCCAGAAGACCUCGGAAGAUAUCCGAACAGAGGCUCUUGCCAAGGAAAUUGUCCACCAAGACAAAUCUCUGGCAGACAUUUUGGACCCGGACUCCAGAAGGAAGACAACGAUGGACCUGAUGGAGGGUCUGUUCCCCAGAGAUGCUAACGUGCUUAAGGAAAGUGGGGCAAAGAGGAAAGCCUUAGAAGAAACCGUCAGGCAGACCGGGUGUGAAGCCAAGAGGAGCGAUGACAAGGAAGCGGCGGGCAUGCUGGUCAACUGCCCUGCCUACUACAGUGUGUCUGCAGCCAAGGCAGAGCUGCUGAACAAGAUCAAAGGCAUGCCGGAGGAGGAGCCAGAGGAGGAGGAGGACGUCAACGAGAAAAAGGCUGAGCUCAUCGGAAGCCUUACCCACAAGCUCGAGACCCUCCAGGAAGCCAAGGGGAGCCUGCUCAUGGACAUCCAGCUAAACAAUGCGCUGGGAGAGGAGGUGGAGGCCCUGAUCAGUGAGCUCUGCAAACCCAAUGAGUUUGACAAGUACAAGAUGUUCAUAGGGGACUUGGACAAGGUGGUCAACCUGCUGCUCUCACUCUCUGGACGCCUAGCCCGAGUGGAGAAUGUCCUGAGUGGCCUAGGUGAAGAUGCAAGUAAAGAAGAAAGGAGUUCUCUGAAUGAGAAGAGGAAGAUUCUGGCUGGACAGCAUGAAGAUGCCCGGGAGCUCAAGGAGAACUUGGACCGGAGGGAGCGCGCGGUGCUGGCCAUCCUGGCCAAUUACCUGUCGGCCGAGCAGCUCCAGGAUUACCAGCACUUUGUGAAAAUGAAGUCCACACUCCUCAUCGAGCAGCGGAAGCUGGAUGACAAGAUCAAACUGGGCCAGGAGCAGGUCAAGUGUCUCCUGGAGUCACUUCCCUCGGACUUCAGGCCCAAGACAGGGACCAUCUCCCUGCCCCCAGCCCUCACCGGCCAUGCGACUCCUGUGGGAGGCUCUGUAUUCAGGGGCGCUUUCCCAACAUUGACCUCUCCACUUUAACCUCUCCCGAAAGACCCAUCCAAAAGAUGCCACGCUCAACACUAUUUAAUCUAAGAUGCUUCACUGCGACUGCAAUUUGAACUGUGGGUUACUGGGGGCUUCUGGGGUAGAAGGAAGAGACUGCAUGGGGAAGAAGCCGUCUCCGUCCUCCCUUGCCUUUCACGGUUGGUCUCCUGAGCUUGCAUGUGGCUGGGCCUUUCACUAUCCGCUCUGCAGCAGAAGGCGCGUUCAUGACACCGACCCGAUGGGAGGGGUUGACUCAGGUGUUCACCGGCUGAAGCAGCAGAGACCAGUGUGUGCCACCCUCAGGAAUGUUUCCACAGUGGCCUCCUGUCAUCAGUGUGCAAGGACCAGUCUGCAACACAAAGCCUUAAAGACACACGUUAAGAAAACUGUAAAACCUUGAACAUGUUUGUUAUUUAUAUUUUUGAAAAAGAUCAUUAUGUUUGUGUGCUAACCACUUAUUUGAUUGUUUUGUGGUGGAUGUAGACAAUUACAUGUGAGCUUUGUAUUUUGUGAAAACCUUAAUGAAGAAUUCCAAAGAUAGUCAAAUUGAA